GGGUUUGCGAAACUGGUAAAACUUUUAUUUUUUGUUGUUUCUUCUCAUCAAACAAUAAUUUAAUGAAAUGGAUACUAUUUACUUAAAAAUUAAGGAACUUGGACAUGUAAACAGUAAGCGCGACGAGCUAGAGGAGCAUUGUAAAGCCAAUAUUGACCAGAUUCUGAAGUUCUUACCACGUCGCAUUUUGAACAGUGAUGGGGCGGAUAUUCUUGACUGUUUGCUGAAUGGGCUAACCAAUAAUCCUUCAUCAUCAAGUAGAUAUUCUGCUAAAAUUAUAGAUAUAGUUUUGCAAUCAAUGAGGAAGGAGUCUACAUCUCUCACACACUGCAGUGAUGUGAUCAGCAGGCUUUGCUUGGAGCUGUCCCGGCAAACUGCUGACGAACUGGUCAGGUGGAGCAAUGAUAGCGUUCAGUCUAUCAUCGGCGACUCUGACGUUAAUAUGAUAUGGCGAGAUAUCCUUCCAGAAUGUAUGAACGCACUGUCAUCAUGCAGUGAGAUCAAACACUGCGGGACGGUGUUGACAUUUGAUGAGUACAAACAACAAUGUAUACACACUUUGUGCCAAUGCAACUGGACUGAGAAGCAGCUGGUGCAGCUUGUGGCUAUGUUUAAAGACCUGCAGUUACCUCGAAAUGAGCAUAAGCAAGUGGUGAAUAAAGUGUGUUCGUACAUCAUCAAUAUUUCGCCAGACGAAAUGCCGCCGCUCGUCCAUCAACUCUUGAAGCUUUGCAAAUUGUACAAUGUGGACAUAGUGCUGGCCCACUUAAGCCAUUACUUCAGCGUGCGACUGUACAGCAAGCUUGAGCCGCCGCCGAACGACUCCGAGUCCACCACUAUGGAUAUAGACGACAUAGUGACCCACAGCGCAGCAGAGCUCAGCCGUUGCCUCUCGACCUGCAUCUACCACAUAACAGAUGGCGCCACCGAGCCAGAGGUCAUACGCCGGCACCUGAAGACUUGGCCGAAGACCCAGCUGCUCAGAGCGCCCUUUAUCAUGGACUUGGCACUGGCCAUGUCUGAGAAGGGACCGGACUUUAGGAGUGUUUGUUUGGAUGCCAUAAAGUCCGCAAUCGAGCGGCGGGUGUUAGACGAGCUCAAAGGCAAGGAGUCCGCGUGGGUUCGCUCAGUCCUGCCGCCUGACGUAGACAUAGCCAGUGUACUGAAGGUUCUCACUACUGAGAGCGCAAACCACCGCCAGCUAACAGUCGUCGGUCUCAUCAACCUUGCCUUCUCUCUCCUCUCGAUCAACAAGACGAAGCCGGUGGCCCAGGCGUGCUGGUCCCACGGGAAGCUUAUCCUGGUGCGCCUCUGCAAGUCGCAGCCGGAGACAGCUGGCCAUAUCCUCAACCAGCUGGCUUGUAAAUUGGCUACGGAGUCUGCUCAGAGGCAGUAUGCGGACUGCCUCCACGUGCUCUGCAAGCUAACACCGGUCUCCAUCGAGCGUUGCCCAGAACUGACCACGAUCCUAGAAAACUGUCAGCCGUCCCCGCACGACUACCGCGCGGCCGCCGCAGUCCUGGCCGCCGUGCACCCGCUGGUCAACUUCAGCACGCGCAGCCGCGACGCGCUCGUCAUGGUGUGCCGCAAGCGCCUGUACUCCAGGGACUCCCCCCACCGCUGCCUAGCGCUAUCCGGCUUCCUCACAGUCCUACGCUACAUGAAGCUAUCCCGCGGAACAUUCUCGCACAGCCAGAGCGUGUGCUCGCAGUACAGCGGCCACUCGUACCUCACGCAGAUCGCCGUGGACUUGCACGCCACGCAGCAGCAUGUAGUGACUUCUCGCGUGCGCAACGAGGCGAUGUGUAUGGAGGUGGUCUCAAUCCUUCGCCGCUGCUUGGUGCAGGAUGCAGCCGUUAAACAGCUUUUAUACAGCAAUCUAUACGAGUGUGCGGCCGAGAAGACUGCCUUGCACGAGUCCAUUCUAGAGCUGCUAUACGAACACCUGAGCAAGUAUUUGCCUGAACCGGACCCCGCAAGCCCGCCACUCAUGCUUGAUAAGUGUGUGCAGUUGAGCGGUGUUUCUGCUGUUUUGACGGAGCCAAUAUCCCACCUCCUAUUCGCGGUGGCCCAGUUCCUUCAAGCGACAGAGGAGGAGGACCUGGAAGACAUCCUCUCCAGCCAGGCGGCCGACACCGCCGCCGCGUACUUGAAGAGCAAACUCACUAGUGUACUGGAGACUAUAAGCGGGAACGAACACCUGGGGCAGAUCGAUUUGGAGGACCCAUCCCUAACCGAUCUCCUGCCGGAAAGCAGAGCCAAAUGUCUGAAAGUGCAGCAAAUCCUGCAAAUUUAUGAGGCGCUGAUCGCACACCGCAUCAUGCAAUGGGGCCCAAGCAGCACCAACGCGGCGGCCAAAGUCUACAGCCUGUUUAAAGCUUGUAACCAGCUACUGGAGCAAACCAAGGCACCACCAAAGUCCAAGAAAGGCAACAAAACGCUGAACGAAACGAAGGAGACAGUAAAGACGCAAAAGAGCCAAAAGUCGCAGAAGGAUAAAGGCAAGGGGCCCGUCAAGAUAUCGGCUCUAACCAAGGACAGGGCUGGCCCGUUCAAGCCGCUACCGUGUGUGUGGGAUCUACGGUUCUGUUAUAGAAUUGUAGAGCUAUUGUACAGCGAGGAAGUCCCCUGGUCAUCCCUCGAACAAAGGAACCAGCUCCGCGGUCGCCGGGACUUCCACCACUGGACUCUGCGGUGUGUAGCCUCUGUGGUGACUGACGACCACUUGGAUAAGGGACAGCUGGCCAAGUACGCGCCUAAGGUCGCUCGAGUUAUGUACACGAGGUGUCUGUGCAGAUUCCAAGACAUGUGCGACUUUGAUGAUCAAACCACUUUGGGAUGUAUUGAGGUCUUCAAAGCGUGCCUCACAUUACUUCUAUCACCGAAUCAAUCGUUGAAAAUCGAGAGUGUACUACCGCUAAUAACUGGUAUCCCAGACUGCACAGCGUCAGUAGGUCUGGCGGCCAUAUUGGAACAGCUGCUCGCCGCCUUCGAGCUGGUGGAAGAAGAGGCCGUGGCUGAAGAGCGCGAUUUGUCGGUCAAGAAGCACCUCGCCGCUCUCGUGCAGACCACGGCCUUACUUCUAGACGUGCCGGUCGUGCCUUGCCAGAAGUUGAGCGGGGUGAUAAUAAAGCUGGAAGAUUACCUUCGGACCAGCAAGCAAGACUGCCUGGCGUUAUUACCAGGCGUGCUUUCAGCCGGCUGCCGCGCACAACUGGAGGCCCAAUUUGUGGACCAGUUGCUAACCAAACUAGCUGCUGCACUAGGAAGAGUUGAUGAAGAAGACACAUCAGCCGGCGAAGAGUCAACCGACUUCCCCACGAUCGAUUCCCGGUCGGGUCACACGGUGCUGACGUAUCUGUGCGCUCACGUCAACAAUCGCCUGAAGCGCGCGGAACACUUGCUAGCGCGCGCUCGGGACUUGAACGCGGCGUUGGUAACCGCGCCGCACCAGCAUCAACAGAGGAUCAGAAGAGAACUAACCGAACUCUACAAGUCACUAGUUCUUCAGCUAUGUCAGCUGACAGGCUGCGUAUCACGCGUGGGCAAGCUGCGCUGCUGCGUGGGCGUGGGAAGCGACCGCGUAUUGGCUGCUGGUGUGAGGCUAUACGCGCUGCUGGCCCAGCUGAUGAAGCAGCUGCCAGCUGACAUCGCGCCGAGUCUACGCCUCGAACGCCUCCUCAAGCUGUCAGGCAAGAAGCUGUCAGGCGUGACGGACAACCUGAUCUCGUACAUCGAGCUGUCGCAGCAGCAGCAGCGCGCCAGCCGGGUGCUGCAGGACACCAAGCUCAUCCCGCGCCUCGUGGCCGAGGCCGAGCAGUUCAGCAACCACGUCAUCCUGCUGGCCAACCGGGCGAAGUUGAACUUGCAACACUACUUGUCGCCGGGCACCGCUCGCGAUUUUCGGAUCCGGCAGCCGCUGCUGCAGGAAGCUCUCAACGCGCGCCCGCCCACCGCUGACGACCAAGACGAAACUAGGGACAAUGAAGAGAUAAACGACGCAGCGACGGUCAUGAUCUCACCAGUGGCCAGCGACCAAGAGGAGGAAAACGCUAGCGACGAAGAAACUAACAGCAAGAAACGUAGGAGGGUGUCGUAAAGUGUUAAUUUAAAUAAUGUUGUUUAAGAAAUGAUAAUUAUUAAUGAUUAUUGCUGUGAUAAUAAAUGCCAUACAUUUUA
Ostrinia furnacalis (Asian corn borer) is the source of this 4179-nucleotide messenger RNA. RefSeq names its product Fanconi anemia complementation group I (gene FANCI). The transcript has 26 exons. Bases 68 to 4099 code for a protein of 1343 amino acids. Gene Ontology annotation, molecular function: DNA polymerase binding. Gene Ontology annotation, biological process: DNA repair. NCBI's taxonomy places the organism in Eukaryota, Metazoa, Arthropoda, Insecta, Lepidoptera, Crambidae. The record is from RefSeq and is a predicted model, not a curated record.